UGGCUAUGCUCCUGCACUUGACCAGGGUAUCUUCUGCACUGUCAAUGACCAACCUCCUGAGGAAUGUGAUCCAUUCUAUGUGGGAUUUGUUUCACAAGAAGAUAUCAAAACAGUAACUGUUGAAGCCAUCCACUGCAAUUGGCAAAGAGCAACUAUGACGUUCUCUCCGGAAGCUGCUGGAUGAAAAACAUUUUGUUAGCACGUAGUGGAUUUUAUCGUUAAAGCAGUGUGUUUCAAUUAGAACUG
Geodia barretti is the source of this 246-nucleotide messenger RNA. Lineage: Eukaryota; Metazoa; Porifera; Demospongiae; Tetractinellida; Geodiidae. The record is from the annotation of a GenBank genome assembly.